AUGGGCAAGUGUUAUGUCUGUUCUAAACCUGCAACACAAACAUGCACUGGCUGCAAAGAAGCUGUUUACUGCAGCAAAGAACAUCAGAUCGCUCAUUGGAAACAGCACAAAGUUAAAUGUAGACCAUAUGAGAUUCAAAAAUGUCCUGAAUUAGGACGUUUCUUGAUUGCGACACGUGAUAUACCACAAGGAACUAAAUUGAUUUCUGAACAUUGCUUAGUUCUCGGGCCUAAGACAUCUACUGAACCUUUAUGUCUGGGAUGUUAUCAACCUCUAGAUCCCGAAACUAGUUCAAGAUGCCCAUCAUGUGAAUGGCCAGCAUGUGACGCGAGAUGUCCUGGGUUAACGAUGCAAGACCAUCACUUACCAGAAUGCAUCGUUUUCAGCCGGAACCCGCUGCCAGCUAGAAUCGGAAGAAUGAAUUAUGAUGCAGUACUCCCCCUGAGGUGCUUAUUGAUGCAGAAGAAGAAUCCGAAAAAAUGGAAACAACUUCUUUCAUUAGAAUCUCAUUUCAGUCAAAGAGAUAAUACCAAUAUACAAAGAGAUAAUAAGACACAUACCAAAAUUGAAGAAAAGAUUGCAAAGUAUCUCAAAGAAAACUAUUUAUCAUACCUAGAACCUGGAAUUAUAACCAAUACUUCAUCAGAAGUAAUACAUGUGCUUUGUGGUAUUAUUGAAGUCAAUGCACUCGAAAUUCCUACAGGAGAUGGAGAGGUAAUGGCAAUUUAUCCAAACGCAUGUCUGAUGGAACAUAGUUGUUUACCUAAUGUUAAGUAUACAUUUAACCUAGAAGACUUCAAAAUAUAUGUCGAAUCCUGCGGUGAUAUCAAAAGGGGAGUACAUCUAUGUACGAUGUACACUCAUACACUAUGGGGUACUGCGGCUAGGCAGGAUCACUUAAAAAGAACAAAAUAUUUCACUUGCAAAUGCAAACGAUGUACAGAUCCAACUGAACUUGGAACUAAUUUCAGUACACUCAGAUGCAUUGGCUCGUCGCCGUUAGAUGUUACCGAGAAAUGUGAUGGAUUGGUUAUUGCUAAAAGUGGAGAUGAAAAUUCUGACUGGUCAUGCACUAAAUGCCCUCUAAUACUAUCCGCAAGUCAUGUGUCAGAUUUAGUGUCAAGGCUCGGGGCCGAAGUGGAUGCUGUGAUGGAGGAACCUUCAGUUGGGAAGCUGGAGAAACUUAUAUCUAAUCUACAAAAAUUACUUCAUCCAAAUCAUUACCACUGCUUCACAGUAGAACAUUCUCUAAUCCAACUUUGGGGCCGAGAAGAAGGCUAUAUACACAAUCAGAUGACAGAUUCUCUUCUUAAUAAAAAAAUAGAAACAUGCAGAAGAUUGGAGACAAUCACAGAAUCAUUAGACCCCAAAGGGAUUAGAACUGGUCUUUAUACAGGAGUUUGCCUACUCGAAGAAAGUUUGGCAUUGUCAGAAGUAGCUAAAAGGUGCAAAGAUUCAGUAACAGUUGAGAAAACUGUGAGGGAUGCCAGGAAUGCUUUGGAAAAAGCGAGGGACGUAUUAGAUGACACAGGGCCCGGAUCAAAACUGACAUCUGUUAUUAAUAUGACCUACAGUAACGUUAUGAAUGAACUCAAAAAAUUCAAAAUUGUUGAAUUAACAUAA
Molecule: messenger RNA, 1623 nt
Organism: Nezara viridula (southern green stink bug)
Lineage: Eukaryota; Metazoa; Arthropoda; Insecta; Hemiptera; Pentatomidae
Source: the annotation of a GenBank genome assembly